ACCUCCGAAAUGAUGUACUGAUUCCACUGGUUGACGCUGUGGAGCUAUCGAUCGAUCGACCGACCGAUCGAAAUAGCUGGAACGAUCGCAAGGGCUCCUACCAAGUCUGCCAAUUAUGUCAAAAUUCUUCUCGUAGGGGAGUGGGGGAGUGGGGCUAGGAGUAGGAAUGCUAUCCGCUCUCCCCCUCCAAUCGCGUCCUCUUUGGAAGCAGUUGGCGACAUUCGGGGGUUCGCAUUCAAUGCAGUUACCACGCUUUGCUGGUCACGCCACUGUUGGGAGUCUUGUCCCGAGGUUCCCCGUGAAAAAUACCGCAAUCUGUUCAGGCUCAUAAGUCCAACGCCAGCCCCUUCUUACCUGGAAAGCUUUCCGAUCUGGACAGUUGCGAUCGACCCAAUGUUAUCUAAGGACGCGAUCGACUUAUCCACUCGGAGGAAACUCAGUCGUUAGAUAUCUUCGACGGCUCGUACGUUCUGAAUCUGACAAAACCGCACCGGAUUUGAGGUUUGGGAAGCACAAAAUGGAUGCAUCGUCGAAGAGUGAACCUGCAUGAGGGAAUGCUCCUGGAAAUUAGCCUAUUGAGAUCUCUGACAGAGAGUAAAGUCCAGGCAGGUAUGCAAUCUCAGAUUGCUCCUGUCUGGGAGGUUGAGCGUGUUUGUUCUAGUGUAUGAGCAGAGGAAUGCCUUGAGGUCUGAAUCUGGUAGCGGACAGACGAAAUGGGAUCCUACCAGCUGAGCCUACAAGGGUCUCACUCCACGCGGCCAGAAGCAAGUCACAAGAAGUCGGGUGGGAGUACUAGUGGCUCGAGCGACGGUAGCAGGGGCUCCUCAAGCGGAAGUAAGCCGAGAUCCUCUAAUUGCAGUAGCCAAGGCUCCUCCGCACACUCGAGUCAGAGAGCAUCGCGGUCCUCUGGGAAGAAGACCUCGCAAGCCAAAGGGGUGCAUGGGUUAAGUUUCUUCGGAACGAAGCGUACCGUGUCGCACCAGAACCUGGAGGGGUUGCUGAAUGCUAGUCCGUCCCGGCACAGUACCGCCUGCUGUGAUGGCGUAUCGGAGCGGCGAGACUUCGAGAAGCGAUUGAGUUCGCAGAGGUUGAACGCGGAAAUUACAUCGCAGGAAGAGAACUCCGUGGGUCACAGUUUCCGGUCUGAGGACAGUGAAAGCUUGGCGCUGUGGGAGGAGAAGGAACAACCGACGUCGACUCAUCAUGGUUGGCUGAAAAUUACGACCCAGCCGCCCAGAUGGUUUGAAGUCGUGCGCAAGCUUGACAACGUGAAGCUCGCGCCAUGGCGGAGCUCGCCAAUUCAUCCCAAACCAUCUGUGGACAGUCCAAGGAGCUCCCUCGAAAGGAGGGGCAGCAUCCGACAUGUGCACGAUUCGUCGAAACCUUGGUACAGCAAUGUGACGAAGAAGACUUACACCGGGGAGAGCCGAUCAAUUUGGAGUCCUGUCUCCACGUCCAAUGAAUCAAGCCAGAGUGGCGAACUUGAUCCGGCUUUGAUGCCUUCUUACAAGUACCUGGACGACCCUACCAUUUCAGAUGAUAGUAAACAUGGAAGCUUCUCACGAGGGCGUGAAAUGCACCUCAGUCCGGAAAAAAAUAAGAGUUGUACGCCCUCUUCGAAUAUGUGGGACGCAUCAUCACAACCAGAGCUUGCUGGUGAGGGAACCAUUGUUGCUCAUGGAGUUGCACAGGAGAUUCCUGGAGUUGAGUCGGAUUGUGAAGUAGCGAACGUAGGGGAAUUGUCUUCUAUAUUUGAACAGAAGCCGGCGCUGUAUACUGACAAGGCUGCGAAUGCCUUCACUGACUCACCUAGUGAUGGGAUUGAUGGUCGUUCGGAGUACGCCAGUUGCCGAACUACAACGGAGGAUGAGGCUCAUGAUAGUGACUUCUUAGGUGACAAUAUGGACCCAAAUGAAGCUAUCGGCUUCGUGAACAUGAUAGACUUUGUUGCACCUCUGAUCUCUAAACUGCAUACCAUGGAAAGGAAAGAUGAAUCUCCCUCCUGUGGAUCAGAAAGGAUUCCGUUCAAAUGGGAAGCGCCUCAAGGAAAGGUUAAAGUCGAGGAUAUAUCUGCUAGCAGUCUUGAACCCGACGAAUCCUUGCAUUACAGAAUUUUGCAGCAGCAAUACAUUGCCAAAUCGAAGAGUGCGCCAUUGGACGAUGUCUAUGUACUUUUCCCCAACCCGUGCUCAGUUUCUGCGACGGAGAAUAUUUCCGAUUCGAUCUUGACGAAAUCGAAGUCGUACAGUGGUUCCCGGGGCUCUCUGCUACGGUUCUCCAGUCGCCGCAGAGUGGAGGAUUCAGCAGAUAGACUGUUCACGAAUACGCGUAACUCGAUGUUUGGGUCGAUUCGACCCACUACGCUGGGCAAGGAAGACAUUGGCGAUUUUGUGAAUUCGUCUUCUCCGAGGAGUAUCCUCCGCGGACCGGACGACGGGAGUCUGUCGUCUUCAAAUCCUUCCCUAAGAUCCGAUCCUGGAACGCCGGCAUCUUCAGCCAAGGCAGCGUCUACAUCGCAAUCCAUAUCCAGUUGCAGUGCAUCUUUCGAUCUUAAUGAAGAUGACUGCAAAGCCCUCAAUACAGCCUACGACCUCAACUCAACUGUCGCGUGCAUCAUUGUGGAGUCACGACGCGUGAGCUUGUCAUUCCGAGACUUUGGCCCUGCGCGACCUUCUCAUGAUGAUCUCAUCAACACUGAUACCACAACGGAGGCCUCAAACAUCGACCUGCUCGGAUGCGACGACAGGUUCGACGUGAAUUCAUCGUGCGCUCUUCCCGAUGUAGUUCAAAGCCCCGAGCUCUGGCAUGCGACUUUCUCGGCGCGUCUCCACAGUGACGACUCGGAGCCAAACAGUCGAUGCCUUGCCACUGAGUGCGAAUCCCUGCUUUCAGCUUCCCCUCGAAACCAUCGUCAAUUCUCCGAGGAAGAAUGCUGCAUGCCGUCUGCUGCCCAGAAGUCGAGAUCCCGGGACGACGAAUUCACCGCGCGGCUUGGGGUGAUGUUCUCUCCGUUGCGGUUAAUCUCCUCAGACGACUCCAACCACAGCUGUAUCGUUGCAACCGGCGUUUCUGCUAUUAACGAUAACGAUCUCGGCGAUGGAUCUUCUGCUUAUGCUACCUCGUGGGAACUUGUCUCACCUGCGGCAGCUUCCAAGCAGUGUAAAUCCAAAGGCUCCGAUGCGGAGAAGGGGAAGUCGCAUUCUGGCCUGCGUCGUCAUUCUUCCGAAGAGGCACACGCCAUGAUGGUAUCCAUCACCAAAGCUAUGAGAAAGAUCGUGUCGAAAUGCACUGGGAGGCGUUCUUCCAGCAAGGGAAAGUCCAAGAUGGGGUCUCCGAAAUGCGAUACACUUCAGCCAGCACAGUUUCGAUUCACCGAGGCAAAUUGAAGGGCGCAUCAGCAGUUUGUAUACACCCACACAUCACCUGCACCGUUUUGGAAUACUGCCGCCUGACGGCCGUGUUUAUUUGAGUUUGGUUUCCUCGAGCAGAGCUGCUCGACAAUACAGUGAAUUCUUCAACUCAACCCUGACUGUGUCGAAUCAUUCGCAGCAGAAACUCAGGCCACACGAUGAGGUUGUGGAACUACUUGCCCUCGAUUCUCUCAGCUCAUGUGUGCAUCGGCCAUGUACAGUAUGAGGUCGGAGACUUGUGAAGAAGACAUCGUAGAGCUGGUUUUGACUAGCACUAGGUUGUGGAUCAGUCUUCUGGCAAUAAUCUUUGAUUUUUAUCCGUUCUGCCCAACAGGAUGGUUGUAGAAAUAGACCUGUAUUCAGGAAUUGGACAUUUUUGCACAUAAUACAACCUUUCAUCGAGGUUUGUGCCAAUUGAGUAUUUUUUUUAUG
This is a messenger RNA of Physcomitrium patens, 3842 nucleotides long. RefSeq lists its product as uncharacterized. The record is from RefSeq and is a predicted model, not a curated record. NCBI's taxonomy places the organism in Eukaryota, Viridiplantae, Streptophyta, Bryopsida, Funariales, Funariaceae.